AGGAAUGUAAGCCGUAACACCGUUUUCUUCCUUCGCUUUCCUCUACAUUUUCACUCUAGUUGUCGUUGUUUGUCGAAUUUCUCCAGUCUUACCUCGGUUCCCCUGUGUGAUUGUUCAUUUAGUUAGGAAAUUUAGGAGACCAAAGAGUUACAUAAGUGAAAAGUGCUUCUUCUCAAUACAGCUUGAGGUCCUCGGACGACGUGCCUCCGCAGCACACAUGUGAGGAGAAGGUAUCCGAGCCCAUCCAGCUCCGAGCGCCCGGACACCGCGACCCUCUUCUCGCCCCCCACGGCCCACGUACAUGUUCUUACAUGAAGAGAGUCGAGAAGCCCGAAGGACACAGACAAAUGCGGCCCAAGACGUUCCCCGCGAGCAACUACAGCGGCAACAGCCAGCAGAUGCUGCAGGAGAUCCGCGAGAGCCUGCGAAACCUCUCUCGGCCCGCCGACGGCACCAAGGCGGACCCGGGUGCCGGGAAGGCGCCGGCCGAAGACUCUCGGCAGCCGGGCAGAGCCGGCAACACCAAGAACUCCUACCACAAGGCCCUGCAGGAGAUCCGCAAGUCGCUGAUGCCCUUCGCCAACGAGCCCAGCUCUUCCGGUCGUGGAGCUGAAGUCAACAGGCAGAUGCUGAUGGAGCUGCAGGCCGCCGGGUUUGAGGAGGAGAUGGUGAUCCGUGCCUUGAAGCAGACUGGCAGUCGCAGUGUGGAGGCAGCUAUUGAGUACAUCAGCAAAAUGAGCUACCAGGACCCGUGGCGGGAGCAGAUGGUGGCUGCUGCUGCUCGUCCUGUCAACGCCGGCAUGAAGGCACCCGCUGCAGCUCACAUCCAGCAGCAGGUCAACAGGAAGCCGAGCUGGAAGGGUUCCAAGGAGUCUCUGGUCCCACAAAGGCAUGGACCGCUCAUGGUGGAGGGCAUGAUGUACCGCUCUGACAGUCCAGCUCCCCCAGGGGAUGCUGCAGGACGGUCACCAGCAGCCUUCACACAAGGUCACCCUGGAAAUGGUCAGCGUGCAAACCCACCCCUGCCACCCCAGGUGCGCAGUGUCACACCCCCGCCAAACAGGGGCACCACCCCACCACCACCCUCUUGGGAUGCCAACCCUUCCACUAAGCGUUUCUCUGGGAACAUGGAUUACUUGGUGCCCCGCACUUCUCCGGUUCCACAGGGUGCAUGGCCUGAGAGCUACUCCACACCAUCUUCCCAGAACCAAAGAGGCAUCAGUCCAGUUCCGGUGGGUCGGCAACCCAUAAUCAUGCAGAGUUCUGGAGGGAAUAAGUUUAACUUCCCUUCUGGUUGGCCUCAGAAUGGCUCUGGGCAGCCUGAGUACCUGAGUCACCAGAGUGUGGCAAUUAGUGGAUCUGGCCGCCAGCCCCCACCACCAUACCCUCUGGGCCAGAGCAGCCGGCAGAGCCCCACUGCCUUGCAGAUGCAAGCUGAUGGGCCCACAGCUUCCCCACCGUACACUAAUGGAGGAAGCCUUCCUCAGUCCAUGUUGGCCUCUAACCGAAACAGUCACAAUCUGGAGCUUUACAAUGUCAGCAUACCUGGGCUGACGUCCCCGUGGCCCCAGUGCCCCCUGCCACCAGGCCAGCCCCAGUCAUCCUUGGGGGGCAGCCUACAGCCUAGUCUCCCUGUUCGCUCAAAUUCCUUCAACAACCACCAGCUUGGUGGUCGCCCGGUUCUUCCAGCCACUUCUCAGCCAUCGGCCACCACCGUUACCGCUGUCACCCAGGCACCCAUCCUGCAACCUGUCAAGAGCAUGCGAGUGCCCAAGCCCGAGUUGCAGACUGCUGUGGCUCCCACCCACCCCUCCAGACUGCAGCAGCCAACCCUUCCCACCUCCUACCAAGAGAAUCCCACCUCCAUGUCACAAAUGCAGGUGGUGGGGGAGGCACCAAGUUACCAGGGUCCACCUCCACCUUACCCCCGACACCUCCUCCAACAGCAUGCUGCCCCUGGCCCCACCUAUGAGCCUGUCACUAAGCCCCCUAGUGGGAAGGACAGGCCAGCAGAGGAGGACGGGGGCGGUGGAGGCAGUGAUCGGGUAGAGGUCUAUGAGGGAGCAGCUCCAGGUGACCGGGAGAAGAAACAGAUCACCACAUCACCAGUGCCGGUACGGAGGAACAAGAAAGAUGAGGAGCGGCGUGGGGAAUCGCGUGUCCCAAUCUACUCCCCACAGGCCUUCAAGUUUUUCAUGGAGCAGCAUGUGGAGAACAUUCUGAAGAACCACCAGCAGAGGAUACGCCGCAAGAAGCAGCUGGAGAGUGAAAUGCAAAGGGUGGGGCUGUCAGAUGAGGCCCAGGAGCAGAUGCGAAUGAUGCUCUGUCAAAAGGAGUCCAACUACAUCCGGCUGAAGCGCGCCAAGAUGGACAAGUCAAUGUUUGUGAAGAUCAAGACACUGGGCAUUGGCGCCUUUGGUGAAGUAUGUCUUGCUCGUAAGGUGGACACGGGUGCGCUCUAUGCUAUGAAGACGUUGCGCAAAAAGGACGUGCUGCUGCGCAACCAAGUGGCACAUGUAAAGGCGGAGCGUGACAUCCUUGCAGAGGCUGACAAUGAGUGGGUGGUGCGGCUCUACUAUUCAUUCCAAGAUAAGGACAACCUGUACUUUGUCAUGGACUACAUUCCCGGCGGGGAUAUGAUGAGCCUGCUAAUCCGCAUGGGCAUCUUCCAUGAGGAGCUGGCACAGUUCUACAUCGCCGAACUCACGUGCGCUGUGGAGAGCGUGCAUAAGAUGGGCUUCAUCCACCGUGACAUCAAGCCUGACAACAUCCUCAUCGACCGCGAUGGCCACAUCAAGCUCACUGACUUUGGCCUGUGCACUGGCUUCCGCUGGACACACGAUUCCAAGUACUAUCAGAGUGGUGAUCAUGUCCGGCAGGACAGCAUGGACUUCAGCAAGGAGUGGGAGGAAUCUAACUGUCGCUGUGGAGACCGUCUGAAGCCCCUGGAGCGGCGGGCAGCACGACAGCACCAGCGCUGCCUGGCCCACUCGCUUGUCGGCACACCAAACUACAUCGCCCCCGAGGUCCUGCUCCGCACAGGUUACACUCAGCUCUGUGAUUGGUGGAGUGUUGGUGUCAUUCUCUAUGAGAUGUUAGUAGGACAGCCCCCUUUCUUAGCUACAACACCUCUGGAAACACAGCUCAAGGUGAUCAGCUGGCAGACAACCCUGCACAUUCCCCCUCAGGCCAAGCUGAGCCCUGAGGCAUCAGAUUUGAUUGUGAAGCUGUGCAGAGGUCCUGAAGAUCGGCUAGGCAAAAACGGUGCAGAGGAGAUCAAGGUGCACCCUUUCUUCAGGACCAUUGACUUCUCCACAGAUCUGCGCCAACAACAGCGACCUGCUCCAUACAUCCCCAAGAUAGCUCACUGCACUGACACCUCUAACUUCGACCCAGUGGACCCAGAUAAGCUGUGGAGCGACGAUGACGAAGGCCGCGGGGACACGCUCAAUGGCUGGUUCAAGAACGGCAAGCACCCUGAGCACGCAUUCUAUGAAUUCACCUUCCGUCGCUUCUUCGACGACAAUGGGCACCCCUACAGCUGUCCCAAGCCCAUAGAGUACGAGGGCUACAGCGGUCACAAUUCUGACACUGAGGGUCUAAAGAAAGAAUCAGGAGAGCGGGAAGAAAAGCAACAGGGGCGUGACCUGGUAUAUGUGUGAGCUGUCGCCAUGGUUGCCCCUCUGGUGUCACGCUGGAUCGGGCAAAAGAAGCUUUGGAGUCGUCCCCCCCCCAUUGUUCUGUUUUGAAAGGACAGGAGGGAUGUUUUAGUCUUUAAUGAUUCAUGGUAUGACUAGCUGUACUUGAUUACAGAGAAUAUGAUGAUCAUGGCUGUUUUCAUGGAUGGAUUUUGUUGUCCAUCUGAGGAAAGCAGGCAGUUAGUUUCUAGGACCACACUACAGGUGUAUUUAUUAUAAGGUGUACAGUGUAUGCCUUAACAGUGCGGUUUGAAGAAAUGUACAAAAAAUAAAAUUAAGAUGCAUCUGGGUGCUUUUCUUUUCAAAACACUUUUCAGAAGUGUAACCCCCAUUUUAAGUCUUAAUUUAUUGCAGAUCUUAUGAACUGGUGAUUUCAAAAACCCUCACCUUCCACUAGGAUUCCUUUAUUUUUUAAAAUUGCUUUUAUUGAAAAUGUCUUAAUUUAUGAGGUCAAUUUCAAAAAAGCUGUAAAGGGGAAAUUCCAGUAGCAGGCAGCAGACAAAGAAAUUGGAAAUGCAGGGAUGGAAAUGUUAACACUAAAGCUAUGCUGCAGUGCCUUUUGUGAUGUGCUUCUUUUACCAAAUUUAUAAAACAUUUAAACUGGAAUUUGCUCAGUGAGCACACUAGUUUCAGCAAGAUUUGGUGGAUUGUAAGAUUGUAUUUUUGCUAAUUUAUACAUAAAAUGUAUUUAUAAAUUAUGCUGUACAAAUUUGAUGUAAAUAAUAUUCUGUUGGUUGUAGUGAUUACACCUUAGGGCAGAGCCUGCUUUCACUUGUAGUUGAAGGCCUUUUUUUUUUUUUUUUUUUUGGAAUAUGAUUGCUUUGACUUUGCCUUUUCGUUAUCAUGUUCAAGAGGAGCGAGUGUGAAGCACACCAUUUGUAACACUAAUACAGGCGCUGAUGGCCUUGAUCCUCCAUUUUCCCUUUGGGACCGUUCUACACUUUUCUGUUCACUUGCUUGAGCUUUAGGGACUGUGCUUUCAUUCUCUACACAGGAACCGAACCAAAAAAAAGUUUGGACUUUUAUACGGAGCAGUUUUGUACUUACCUUAACACGGUUGCUGGUUUGAAUACACUACAAGGCCAGUGCUGGCUUGCAGAUGACCACUGGUAGCAGUGCUAUUAGAAAUGGCCUUUUGAUCCUGGGCCCAAGGCACACCCUUUGUGACCUUUAUAUGAUCGGGGGGGGGGCGGGGGUCUUAUGUUGGGCGGAGUUCUGCACAUCAUGAGGUCUGAAUGUAGUGGGCUUUCUGGGGGGGGUGUCCUGCACUCUAUGUACUGUAAUUGCAUUAAGGUGAAAUCCAAAUUUUGUAUAGGGUAUCAUGUAUGUAAAGGGGUAAGGUGAACGAAGAUGAGGGUGAUGAAUUAAAGCACAAAAAGUCUGGAGUUGUAUUUUUGUGUUGGUCUUUGGUAAGUGUCCUUUUCUUAUACAAAGAUAAGUAAUUAGAUUUUAGUUGAAUGAUGUAAGUAUAAACACGGGAGUUAAAACUAGUUUCAUUAAUCACUACAAGUGACUUUUUUCUAAGUUGGUCUUAUUUAUAGAAAAUAUCGAAGGGUAUAGCAAAAAAGUGAAAGGAGACAAGCCAUGAUUAGUCAGUGAACUUGACAUGCUGGUAAACUAAUCUUACUGCAUCUUUAGUCCAGUUACUCCCAUCAUCAUUUCAUUUCAGCAAUAAAUAUAUAUUUU
Molecule: messenger RNA, 5384 nt
Organism: Scleropages formosus (Asian bonytongue)
Lineage: Eukaryota; Metazoa; Chordata; Actinopteri; Osteoglossiformes; Osteoglossidae
Gene: lats1
Product: large tumor suppressor kinase 1
Exons: 8
Coding region: 312-3662 (1116 amino acids)
Biological process (GO): hippo signaling; peptidyl-serine phosphorylation; G1/S transition of mitotic cell cycle
Molecular function (GO): protein serine/threonine kinase activity; ATP binding; protein binding
Source: RefSeq, a predicted model, not a curated record